GCCAGCGAUCAAGCUGAACCGGAUGCGGACGCAGACGAUAUCGCAGAAUCCUGGCGUGGUUCCACCAGGGUCAACUUCCCGCCCCAUGUCGAGCUCGAGCAACGAGCAACGGGAUCCAGCCUCCACCGAUCUCGAGGCCGCUCCAUGAGCGCCUGGAGUGACAUCAGCCGCUCCAGUAUACGCUUCGAAGAGCGAGUCCGGGUGGAGUAUUAUGUUAAUGAGAACACGUUCAAAGAAAGGCUACAGUUAUAUUUCAUCAAAAAUCAACGAUCAAGUUUACGCAUCAGGAUAGUGAACUUGUUUUUCAAGAUACUGGCAUGUCUUUUGUACAUAUUCCGAGUGUGCGCUGAUGGAGACCCAAUAUCAGCUACAUGCUAUGGAUGCAGGAUCGGGAAUAAAACCGAGUUUGAGUUCUCUGCGAACCUGACUGAGGAGGAAUUUCAAGAACACCCGAUUAUCAACUGGGAUGGAAUCAUCUGGGUGAACAGACCUCUAUAUCUGUGGAUUAUUCAAGUAACACUGGCCAUGAUUUCACUGGCGGAAGCGAUACUUUUGGCGUAUCUGGGAUACAAAGGAAACAUCUGGCAGCAAGUCCUCUCGUUUCACUUUAUUUUGGAAAUGGUCAAUACUGUCCCAUUUGCGCUUACUAUCCCUUUUCCACCUCUUCGGCAUUUGUUUAUACCGGUGUUCCUCAACUGCUGGCUCGCCAAGAGAUCUCUUGAGAACAUGUUUAAUGAUUUGCACCGAGCGAUGCAGAAGUCGCAAUCCGCACUUUCACAGCAGCUGAUGAUCUUAUGCGUAACACUUCUCUGUUUAGUCUUCACCAGUGUUUGUGGGAUUCAGCAUUUCCAACGGGCAGGCCACCGCCACCUCAACCUAUUCCAGGCCACAUACUUCGUGGUGGUCACAUUUUCCACGGUGGGCUACGGAGACUUUGUACCUGAUAUAUGGCCCUCACAACUUUAUAUGGUCAUUAUGAUCGGAGUCGCGCUCAUAGUUCUGCCAACGCAGUUCGAGCAAUUGGCGUUCACUUGGAUGGAACGACAGAAACUCGGUGGUUCAUAUUCAUCACACCGCGCACAGUCAGAGAAACACGUCGUCGUCUGUUCUACGACUCUCCACGCCGACACCAUCAUGGACUUCCUGAACGAAUUCUACGCCCAUCCAUUGCUGCAGGACUAUUACGUGGUGCUGCUCUCGCCAAUGGAACUGGAUACAACGAUGCGAAUGAUACUACAGGUACCUAUUUGGGCCCAGCGUGUUAUCUACAUCCAGGGUUCUUGCCUCAAAGACACAGACCUGAUCAGAGCUCGCAUGAACGAAGCUGAGGCUUGCUUCAUCUUGGCAGCCAGAAACUAUGCUGAUAAGACUGCAGCUGAUGAACAUACCAUACUAAGAUCUUGGGCAGUGAAAGACUUUGCGCCGGAUGUCCCGCAGUAUGUACAAAUAUUUAGACCGGAAAAUAAAUUGCACGUGAAAUUUGCCGAAUUCGUAGUCUGCGAAGACGAGUUCAAAUACGCAUUACUUGCGAAUAACUGCACAUGUCCCGGAGCUUCAACACUUGUCACAUUGCUCCUUCAUACAAGUCGAGGACAAGAGGGCCAACAAUCACCAGAAGAAUGGCACCGUCUCUAUGGAAAAUGUUCCGGCAACGAAAUUUACCACAUCGUCCUGGGUGACAGUCGAUUCUUUGGUGAAUAUGAGGGGAAGAGCUUUACGUAUGCUAGUUUUCAUUCACAUAGAAAGUAUGGUGUGGCAUUGGUCGGUGUUCGUCCAGCGGAACUGCCAGAGUUCUACGAAGAAACAAUUCUCUUGAAUCCCGGACCGAGACACAUUAUGAAGGCCAGCGAUACAUGUUACUACAUGAGCAUUACCAAAGAAGAGAAUUCAGCUUUUGUAGUGUCGGACAAACAGACCGACAAAGCACCGACACUCGCAAAAGAUCAGACCGCAUGUAGCCUACUUAGCAACCGGAGGAACGAGGAAGUGUCAGGGCAGGCGAGACCAGACGGUAACAGGGCCAAAUUCGGGCUUCCUGAAGUGGUUCUUCAAGCUCCAAAGAGCGCCCCAAACGCAUCGCCAUCACGCAUAUCAUCCGCUAAUUUAACUGUUGCUAGCUAUUCACCGGGUACAGAGAAUGCAUUGGACAGCAACUUACUUCUUCCCGUGCAGCGGAUGGACUCAAAUUUCCUCAGUCCAGACUGUUUGAGCUCUCGACGAGGAAGCCGUAGACCUUCAAUUCUGCCCGUCCCAGACAUGGUCACGAGUAGUUUGAACAUUGCCUCAGAUAAUCAAGACGAGGAGCCAGAGAUAGACGUUAGUGAGGACGAACUUGAAGACAAUGUACCUUGGAGAUCCGCGUCUGAGAAAAUAGCUGACGACGAGACCACAGGCUCUUCCACUUCGCUGGGUGACUGCAACUCGCGCUCUGCUGGGCUCCAUGACUUCUGCAGUUGGAAAGAGUCCGUAGCAGUGGUUUUGAAAGGCUCGUUGCGACAGGAGGCUGUAUCGAGUGGAGAGAGCAGAGAAGGUGGAAGGUCUGGUGGUGAGGGCUUUAGCAGUCGCUCGCCGACCGGCUGCCUCAGUGGCUGCUAUGGCGAUCGGACGCCGGCGUACUCAGCCAGUCUCGUGGAUGAGGCAAAAGAUAACCAUGCUCAACAAAUUGAAAGGGCUGAAAUAGCGAACUUGGUACGGUCUCGCAUGGAAUCACUAAACCUCAGCGGGGUUGACUACGACGAUGUGAGUGAGAAGAGAAACAGCCUCUCCUACGUCAUAAUAAAUCCCAGCUGUGAUUUGAAUUUACAAGAGGGCGAUAUCAUAUAUUUGGUGCGGCCAUCUCCUUUCUCUGCACAAAAAACUUUCGAACGGCACAAUAGCCGACGCAGAUCUAACAUAAGUUUCUGUUCGGGAGCUUUCAUCGCGGCCGCGGCUGCUGGAAGCCGACGUGGCUCCGCAAUGUCAGCUAUUACCUGCCAUUCCCCGCGACCUCCCCCCCUGUCCAAUACUAAAGCUAAUUCUCUAUCACUCCCCCAUAGCCCAACGCUACACACAGACUUCCGCGGUCGUUCUAAUUCCCUGCGUGUCGUUGAUGAAGGCCUCCUACGUAGAUCUAGCUCUCUGCGUCAAGGUCUCGUAGCCAAUCCACGCCGCAGAAAAAGCAGCCUGGAGGAGAUCGGCAUCACACAUUUCAACUCAUUACUCCAGCAUCAACAGCAGCAAGAACUCCAGAAUGCUGAAGCAAUAAAAAUGGCUUUAAAGGGCAGUAUUGGUCUUCAAGUCACUCCUCCAGAUGAAAUUGAUGAUCAUUUUUGCGGAGCGUUUAGAGGUUACGAAGAAAUGACUGCAGCAUUGCCUUCAUCUUCUGGCAGUAUGCGGUCAUCUCCAGAUCCGCAGCAUCUGCAAGGUACCAUCGUAUGAUAUCAUCCAAUGUGGGGACGACGUUUAAGAAAACGACGCGGCAAAUAGUGACAUAUCAUCAGCCCCACAAAUAUGGACCCUUACCUCUUAGCCCCUUAACUUUUUACAGUUAGUCUUCUUCACCUUGAGUAGUGUUGAUGUACUUACUCGAAAAAUAUAGUUUAAAAAGAACUUUCUGCGGUAACGCGAACUAUUCUUAGCGGGAUCAACUAGAUAUUAACUUACUGUAUAUAUCUUUAAACUUCUGCUAAUUUCUGUUAUCCAAUGUAUAUAAUAUCUAUUAAGAUGUGUAAGUCAAAUAUUACAUAUCAUGGAUAUAUAUAACAAAAAUGUGGAUACAAACUCAUU
Leptidea sinapis is the source of this 3765-nucleotide messenger RNA. RefSeq names its product potassium channel subfamily T member 2 (gene SLO2). The coding region runs from base 145 to 3417 and encodes 1090 amino acids. Gene Ontology annotation, cellular component: membrane. Lineage: Eukaryota; Metazoa; Arthropoda; Insecta; Lepidoptera; Pieridae. Gene Ontology annotation, molecular function: intracellular sodium-activated potassium channel activity. The transcript is spliced from 19 exons. Gene Ontology annotation, biological process: potassium ion transport. The record is from RefSeq and is a predicted model, not a curated record.